Messenger RNA from Morchella sextelata, 957 nucleotides. RefSeq lists its product as uncharacterized. Gene Ontology annotation, cellular component: plasma membrane. The transcript has a single exon. NCBI's taxonomy places the organism in Eukaryota, Fungi, Ascomycota, Pezizomycetes, Pezizales, Morchellaceae. Bases 1 to 957 code for a protein of 318 amino acids. The record is from RefSeq and is a predicted model, not a curated record.
AUGUUCACCCCCGUCGAAACCACCAUCGGCGCCCUCCUCCUCCUCCAAUCCACCACCACCCUCCUCCUCACCACCGGCCAGCCGCUCGGCGCCUCCUCCACCCUCGGCACCACGCUCACCUCCCCCUCGCUGCACAACCUCCCGCUCAUAACAGGCAUGCUCCUCGCCACCACGGCCACCUCCCACCUUGCUCCGCACCUCCUCCCACCGUCCUCCCCCGCCGUCUCCAACCCGCGCUACAUCCUCGCCGCACUCCUCGUCGGCGCCGGAACACGCCUGGCAAACGGAUGCACGUCCGGCCACCUCCUCUGCGGCGUCCCGCACCUGUCUAUCCGCUCCAUCGUCGCAUCGGGCGUCUUCUUCACCACUGCCGCUAUCACAGCAACGCUCUCGUCGGUGUGGUAUAACACCACCCCUGGAUGCCCUGGCGGCCUGCCAUGCUACACACCCUCCUACCCGACCUCCGCAGAGACAAGCACCCUCCUCGCAAUCCUCGCGGCCACAACCCUCGUCUCAGCGGGAACAUUCCUCCUCCCGCGCGGACGGGCGUCGCAUGCGCUGGUGCGCGGCUGGGUCGGCGUUACAUUUGCCCUCGGGCUACUGAUCUCGGGGAUGGCGGACGCCACGAAGCCGCUUCGCUUCUUGACGUUUCGGCGGGAGCUGUGGGAUCCGAGUCUGAUUAUGGUAGUGGUUGGUGCGGUGGUGCCGUCGAUGGUGGGGUGGGGGUGGGGGGUGCGGCGGGUUGGGAAGCCGGUGGUGGGCGGGGAGUGGAUGGUGAGGGGGAAGGAGGUCGGGGCGAGGCUGGUGGGCGGGAGUGUGCUGUUUGGGCUGGGGUGGGGGAUGGCGGGGGUGUGUCCGGGGCCGGGGGUGGUGGGGCUGGCGGUGGGGAUGGGGGGUGUGGCGGUGGGGUGGGUUGCGGCGUUUUGGGUCGGAUGGGGUGUGGCGGGGUGGUUUUAG